UCAGAAAACGAGUCUUGGAACAUUGUUGUCUGCUUCAGUUUGUAGUCUUUGGUCUUUGGUGUUGCACAUGGGGUCUAGCCGAUCUUCGAAAUUCUCCGAAAGGGAGAAAUCUCUUCUCAAUGACCUGGUUAAGGGUAAAGGACUGUCCAUCACGAAGGGCAAGAAAAUGAAAAAAUCCAAGCGUCAUAAACAGAGGGAAGCUUGGGAGAAGAUUGCAGUCGACUUCAACGCAGCAGGAAUUGGAAAAUUUCGGACUUCAUGUGAUCUGAAACAUUUGUGGAUAAGUACAGACACAAAUUCCACGAAACGCUGCGCUCUACAAGAACACGGGUCCCAGGAUGCACAUGGGAUCAGGCUGAGUGUAGAAUCGGGUCAGGCGCUGGAAGAUAAAUCCAAACUCCCUCUUCAUACUGAUGAAUGCGGGUCCCAGGACGCACCAGGGAUCAGGCCGAAUAAAGAGAUAAGUCAGGACCUGGCAAAUAAAGCCAAUCUCCCUCACACUGAUGGAAUCAUUGGCAGCCAUCUCUUCCGUGCUGGUGUGUCAGUGGACUCUGAAGAUGGCCAGCAGACUUUUGCUGAAGUUCCUGUGCAACCUUUUACUGCCGAUGAAGAACUUGCUGCCACCGACACUAAUAUUGAUACGAAAGUGGGAAUCGUCUCUCCUCCAGUGGAAAGCAAGUUAUGGCAGGCUCAGCUAAAGAUGUUGGAGACACAGGCCAGGAUAGAACAUGCUCAGUUGAAAAGUCUAGAAAGACAGGCCAGAAUAGAGGAGGCUCAGUUGCAGAUCUUAAAAAGACAAUCCAAAAUAGAAGAGGCCCAAUUAAGAUGCUUGGAGAGGCAGGCCGAGUUAAAUGAAGCCAAAUUAAAGGUUCACGAUAAAAAAGCAAAAAUAGAGGAAACCCAUUUGUGGAACUUGGAGAGACAGGCCAAUAUUGACGAGUCUCAAUUUAAAAAUAUACAGAGUCAGACUAAAAUAGAGGAAGCCAAAUCAAGGAUCCUGGAGGGGCAGGUUGAUACGGAUGCCCUUUUGCAGAAGAUCAGCCAACAUGUUUAAGUAAUCGCAAGCUACUGUGAAGUUCAAUCUUCCAAUAAACCAGUCUGAGAACA
Molecule: messenger RNA, 1107 nt
Organism: Penaeus monodon (black tiger shrimp)
Lineage: Eukaryota; Metazoa; Arthropoda; Malacostraca; Decapoda; Penaeidae
Exons: 4
Coding region: 68-1054 (328 amino acids)
Source: RefSeq, a predicted model, not a curated record